AUGACGAGGAUCAUGCGGAAGGCCAAGACGCGGGAAACGCCGAGGAGGAUGGCCUGGUUCACUCGAACAAGUCUUCUCACAAUGCUUUGGCUCACUUCUCUCUGGCCUUUGUCGCCAAGCCUUCAGACGGAUAUGCAUCCAAACCUUGACACACACGACGAUUUAUCGACGAAAGCCACAACGAUCAAGGCUGGCUGUGGCGACCGAAGUCCGGUAUGA
Messenger RNA from Ectocarpus siliculosus, 219 nucleotides. The record is from the annotation of a GenBank genome assembly. Lineage: Eukaryota; Phaeophyceae; Ectocarpales; Ectocarpaceae.